Molecule: messenger RNA, 2393 nt
Organism: Aedes albopictus (Asian tiger mosquito)
Lineage: Eukaryota; Metazoa; Arthropoda; Insecta; Diptera; Culicidae
Product: dynein intermediate chain 3, ciliary-like
Exons: 4
Coding region: 314-2137 (607 amino acids)
Biological process (GO): outer dynein arm assembly; cilium movement
Cellular component (GO): outer dynein arm
Molecular function (GO): dynein heavy chain binding; dynein light chain binding
Source: RefSeq, a predicted model, not a curated record
AGGCUCAUUUCCUCCUACAGUGACGACAGUGGAAGACGCAUUUGGUCCUGUAUCGCGCGAGGGCUCGACAAUUUUACACACUACUCGCGGUUUGAUAGUUUGUUGUCGUCGUCGUCGUUGUCGUCGCCGUCGCGCGUCUGGAGAAAGUUUGCGUGCGAAAAGGAAAUUAGGUCACCAGACAUAGUAAUAAACCCCAUCCGGGUGAAGAUAGUGCAUCGUGUGGUGUAGUUUACACGACCGCCGCGCCUGUAGACAGCCUUGAACUUGAACUUUAUUCACAGCAAGGGUAAUCUAGUCUAGACGGCCGUUCAAGAUGAAGAUCGACGGAAAGAUAAGCUCCAGUCAGAUGGAACAGAACUGGACCCGAUACAUGGUGAUGACCGAUGUGAAGUCACUUCGGAAGCCAGUGGAGUUCCAGGAAGAGAACGAAGUGCAAGUCAGUGUCCCAACGAAUAAAACUCUUCAAAAGCACUUUACCACCGUAACUCCGGUCGAGAAGGGUCUCCAAUGUACGCCUUUUAUCCUGAAUACCCCGGUUUGGACGGAGCACAACAGUCUGGUGCAUACGGGAACAACCCACUACGAGGGAGGGUGGCCAAAGGAUAUCGAUACCCACGAUGAGGAAGUGACGGCCAGGUAUAGGCGCAAGCAGGAGAAAAGCGAAGCAUAUCUGCACCAGAUGAAGGGGCUGACCAAGACUAUGGAACAUGCCAUUCUUCAGAACAGCGCUUGUGAUAUCUACCAAAACUACUUCGAGGACAUCGAGCAGCACGAGCUGAUUGAACAGUUUAGCUCAAAGACCGUCCACGUGUACAAGGACAACCUGGAUGUGAAACGCUCGUGCAGCUACAUUUGCUGGUCAGAAGAGGGAAUGCAUUUCGCUUCCAUCCACUGCAACAUCGGAGAAAUGAACAACACUGUUACGGAUUCGUACAUCUGGGAUAUUGAGAAUCCCAAUGUACCGCUGCAAACUCUCGUACCUCCGUAUCAAGCACGUUGCUUGGAAUACAACUUCAAAGAUGGCUGCCAACUGGCCGGCGGUUUGUUCUCGGGUCAAAUAGCAAUCUGGGACAUUAGGGUAGCAAACGAACCGGUGGAAAUAACUCUACGGGAAGCGAGUCACAAGGACGUUGUCACAAAGGUGCUAUGGACAGGAACGAAGACAUCCAACGAAUUUCUGUCCGGAUCGACUGACGGUCGGAUUCUUUGGUGGGACAUGCGAAAUUUGAACGAACCGUACGAUUUCCUGAAUCUGGCGCCAAAGGAUACACAGAAUGUGGACCCCAAGCGAUGCUUUGGCGUUUGUGCGGUGGAAUUCGAACAAACUAUGCCAAAUAAGUACACCGUUGGAACGGAAAACGGCUUGAUCUACAGCUGCAGUCGAAAGUACAAGACUCCGGCCGAUAAGAUCCAGGCCCUGACGAUAGCUCACACAGGACCGGUGUACUCGGUGGAGCGGAAUCCGCUGUUUAUCAAAAAUUACAUAAGCGUUGGCGAUUGGCAGACGAAAAUAUGGACGGAAGAUUGUCGCGACAAUCCGAUCGUAUGGACGAAGGAAUACGCGGUCCAGCUGACCUGUGGAGUGUGGAGUCCCACGCGUUGCUCGUUGGUAUUUAUCUGCCGAAUGGACGGAGUAAUGGAUGCGUGGGAUGUUAUUCAUCGUCUUGAUGGGCCGGUUCUUCGCAUUAAGCUCUCCGAUGUGCCGCUUCUGGCGCUGCGUGUUCACAAGAGCGGAAAACUGAUCGCCAACGGAACCGAGGGAGGUGCAAUUUACCUAACAGAGAUAUCCGACAACCUUACGUUCAGUUCGGCCAACGAUAAACCAGCCUUGUCCGGCAUGCUUGAGCGAGAGAUGCGACGCCAACGUUUGCUCGAGGCCAAGAUCAAGGAAAUGAAGCUGAAGGAAAAAGAGCUGGAACGGGAACGAAUUCGCCGGCAGAUGCGUAUGGAGAAAGAAAACUCCAUAGAGGAUGAAGAACAGGACCUCAUACUGGAAGCGCAACAUCAGUUCUGGACGAAGAUUCACGGCCGCAAGAGUUUGAAGAACACGCUGAAGGGCAUUCGAAUGCGAGACGCCGGAGUGAACUUGCUGAAACCCGGAAAGAAGCCCAUGUUGAAGAAGGACAACAAGGAAUAAGUGGAUUUUACUGCUAUCUAGCGUUUUUGGAAAUACUUUUUAGAAGUGUUGUUGAACAAAAUUUUUAAUGUUGAUGUUUCAAAUAGUUUAACUUUAACAAUAAUGUGAUAUAUCCGUAAUAAAUACAGGAAUCUACAAUGAUUAAACGAAUUUAUUAAAGUUUAUUUCGUAUAAAACAACAUUUUAAAAUGUUAGAGAUAAUUACGAAAGACCAAUAAAUACUAAAUUGUAGUGAGUUUGCUAUAUAAAUAUUCAA